AUGAACUGGAAUAUUCGUCGGAAGAGGAAGACACUACAAUUCAAGACGCAUUGGCUCAACUGCAGAAAAAAGACAAACUACAACCUAUUGAUCAUUCAAAAAUUGAUUCCAGAAUUAGCGAAAAUGUCGAAAGAAGACGUUAAAGAAUAUAGAGCUAGUCUAGAGAAUAUCCGUGUACGCGGUAGAGAAUGCCCUAAACCUCUUCGCAACUGGGUGCAAGCAGGCAUUAGUUCUCGUCUUUUGGCAUGUUUAAAAAGAAAUAAUUUCGAAAAGCCUACACCAAUACAGUGUCAAGCUUUGCCCGUUAUAAUGUCUGGUCGUGAUAUGAUCGGCAUCGCCAAAACAGGGAGUGGAAAAACUCUGGCUUUCUUGGUGCCGCUUAUGCGUCACUUGGAACAUCAGGCCCCACUUAACCCUGGAGAUGGUCCGAUCGCUCUCCUUCUAGCACCUACUCGGGAGUUGGCGCUACAGAUAUAUAAGGAAGCGAAAAAGCUAUGCCAGACCGCUGAUGCUCGUGCAGUUUGUGUUUAUGGUGGAACUGGCAUUAGUGAGCAGAUUGCUGAACUUAAACGUGGCGCUGAAAUCAUUGUUUGUACUCCCGGUCGUAUGAUUGACAUGCUUGCUGCCAACGGAGGUAGAGUGACGAAUUUACGUCGAUGUUCCUAUGUUGUGCUGGAUGAAGCGGAUCGCAUGUUUGAUUUGGGAUUUGAGCCUCAAGUGAUGCGGAUCAUUGAGAAUUGUCGUCCUGAUCGUCAGACUUUAAUGUUUUCAGCUACCUUCCCUAGACAGAUGGAGAUUCUCGCUCGUAAAGUACUUACACUGCCUAUAGAAAUACAGGUGGGAGGAAGAUCUGUUGUCUGUUCAGACGUUGAGCAGCACGCUUUCAUUUUAUCAGAAGAAGAAAAAGUGUACAAAGUUCUUGAAUUGCUUGGCUUAUAUCAAGAAGAAGGUAGUGUUUUGAUUUUUGUGGAGAAACAAGAAAGUGCAGAUGAAUUAAUGCGCGUAUUACUGAAGUAUGGAUACCCGUGUCUUUCUCUUCAUGGUGGCAUUGAUCAGUAUGAUCGUGACUCCGUUAUAACUGAUUUCAAACGUGGUGAUAUUCGUCUUCUAAUAGCUACUUCGGUUGCUGCCCGUGGUCUUGAUGUCACUGACUUAGUGUUGGUCAUCAAUUAUGACUGUCCGAAUCACUAUGAGGACUAUGUUCAUCGUUGUGGACGUACUGGACGUGCAGGUCGUAAAGGUUUUGCGUACACAUUUCUUACUCCUGAUCAAGAACGAAAUUGUGGUGAUGUUGUUCGCGCAUUUAAACAAAGUGGCCAGAAGCCUCCUGAAGAGUUAAUGAAUAUGUGGAAUGCUUACAAGAUUCGGAUGGAAAGUGAAGGCAAAAAAGUUUACGGUUCUUCGGGAUUUCGUGGUAAAGGAUUCAUGUUUGACGAAGUGGAGGCUCAACUAAAUAGUGAAAAGCGUCGCCUUCAAAAAGCUGCACUUGGAUUACAAGAUUCAGAUGAUGAAGACGGUGAUGGUAAUGUUGACUGGGAUUCGAAAAUUGAAGAUAUGUUGGCUACGAAAACAAAAAUCAAAGAUGUAUCAAAAAGUAGCACAACAGAAAAUAUUUCUGAUAGUACAGAAGUUAGUGCUCAAGCUGGUCAGGCUGUCGUGAAUGCAGCUUUAGCACUUGCCCGUCAAAAAGCUGCACAGCUAGGACUUGUUAAAAAUUUGACUGUUGGUGCUCCAACCACUCUUCAGGCAACAACAGCAACAACUCCGAGUGCCAGCGAUCCCACCGUUGUUAAUACAGCCGCAAUUGCAGCUGCUGCAUCUAUACCGAUACCUCCUGCUCUAGCAAGUCGUACAUUGGCUGAACAAGCUGCUGAACGUCUAAAUGCAAAACUAGGUUACAACAAACAAGGGCAAGCCUCAGGUGACGAGGAAAACACUGCAAGUAGCGCCGCUGCCGGUAGUGACAUAAUUAGACGGUACGAGGAAGAGCUGGUCAUUAAUGACUUCCCUCAAAAUGUCAGAUGGCGCAUAACAGGCCGUGACAUGCUAAAUCACCUAAGCGACUACUGUGAUGUCGGUGUUUCUGUACGAGGAAUAUAUAUGUCACCUGCCAAGGCUAAGCAGCAUAUACCAGAGGGUUCUGACGACAGACCGCUUUAUUUGUGUAUCGAGGCUGUAAACGAAAGACAGGUCGCCCUAGCUAAGAAGGAGAUUAUGCGCAUUAUCAAAGAAGAAUUAGUAAAAUUGCAGUCAGUAAAUUCAAUUAAUCGUGGACGCUACAAAGUUGUUUAA
Trichobilharzia regenti is the source of this 2292-nucleotide messenger RNA. The record is from the annotation of a GenBank genome assembly. NCBI's taxonomy places the organism in Eukaryota, Metazoa, Platyhelminthes, Trematoda, Strigeidida, Schistosomatidae.